Molecule: messenger RNA, 561 nt
Organism: Eimeria mitis
Lineage: Eukaryota; Apicomplexa; Conoidasida; Eucoccidiorida; Eimeriidae
Product: sodium:solute symporter family domain-containing protein, putative
Exons: 1
Coding region: 1-561 (186 amino acids)
Source: RefSeq, a predicted model, not a curated record
AUGACCCUGUUUAUGGCUGCAAACUUCUUUUGUGCUAUUCUUUCUGGUCCCUUUCUGCUGUCUGUACACCCCAGAGUUACCUCAUGGGGCUUCAUUGGGGGACUUUUAUCAUCAGUGGUGGGGUUGUUGUUAUGUGCACUCGGAGCUGCAAAAGCACAAGAUAAACACUUCUCCUUCUCCUUCUUUGUACCAGAUGAUAUCUCCACUCUACCUUAUCUUAUUGCCUUCAUCGUGGCCCCUCUAUCCGGCGCUGCAGGUACUGUGCUGGUUAGCGUGCUGGAGAUACACCUCAGGAGACGCAUGUCAGCAGCAGCAGCAGCAAACGACAAAGCCACCGCUGGUGCCCCUGGCACCACACCCCCAAGACAAUCACCAACCGGGCUCCCAACCAAAGAACCCCCAGAGGGAGAGGAGCAGAGCAGCAGCAGCAGCAACAACAACAGCAGCAGCAACAACAACAGCAGCAGCAAUGCCAGCAGCUACGACAACAGCAACUCCUGCCAGGCCUUGCAGUCACCCGAAACGGAGGUGCACACCGUGGAGGUGGUGAAUUUGGCGUGA